CGGGUAACGACAGAAAGAUAGUUGCCUCAAUACUCCAUCAUGCUUUUGUCUAACAGCUCUGCACCGCGUUCCUCACUUGCCACGUCUCUGCGACAGUCAUGAUAUAUGGCUUACUCGCUCUGCGACGAGCACCCGCCCACAAAGUUGCGUCGCAGCUAGCACGCCCGCCCUUCGCCUUUGUGUGGUCACCACAACCUGCCCUUGUGCGCCGCAUACAGUCGCAAGCAUGGGAGCCUCUUCGCCCACCAAAUCCCGCCGAUCUUCCUAAGCCUCGAAAUCGAAAAGUCAAGCCACCAUUCACAAAGCGAAGAUGGGUGCGUCGCCUUGCUGCCGUCACUGCGCUUGUUGGUGUUGGCUACGCCAUCGACAGACAGUUCUACGCUUCUUCCUUGACAAGAUCACUGCGUACGUUCAAGACUGGUCUUGUUAUCGGCCUCGACUACAAGAUCAACUUCCGUGCGCACCCUCCAUUCGCGAACAGCGUCGAGGACGUGCACAAUCGCAAUGCUGAGCGCAUCUUUAACCUGCUUCGGUACAAUGGAGGUCUCUACCUGAAGAUCGGCCAAGCGAUUGCCAUGCAGAGUGCCAUUCUGCCGCCGUCGUUCCAGAAGAUGUUCGCAAAGAUGUUCGACGACGCGCCGCAGAACGAUUGGUGGGAGGUCGAGAAGGUGGUCAGGGAAGACUUCGGGAAAAGUGUCGAGGAAGUGUUUGGCGUGAGUUUCUCGCACGAUCAGACACCAGGCAAGGGCGUGAUGGAAAAGACUGCGCGAGCUAGCGCCAGUGUUGCGCAAGUCCACUGGGCACGUCUCGCAGACGGGCGAGAAGUCGCAAUCAAGAUCCAGAAGCGUGAGAUUGCAUCACAAGUUGGCUGGGAUCUGUGGGCCUUCAAAGUCGUCGCCAAGGUGUACACAUGGUGGUUCGAGAUCCCGGUAUACACCCUUGUACCCUACAUCUCCGAGCGGCUGAUGCUCGAAACCGAUUUCGAGAACGAAGCCAACAACGGCGAGGAAAUGCGGUGUCUCGUUGCAGGCGAGCCACGACUCAACGGCCGCGUCUACAUCCCCCGGGUCUACCGCGAGCUCUCCUCCAAGCGCGUCAUGACUGCUGAAUGGAUUGAAGGCGUGCGCCUCUGGGAUAAAGAGGGCAUCACAAACAAAUGGCACGGAGGCUGGCGCCGUGGCUCCCCAGGCGCAGGAGGCGUGCAGCUCCCUCCCAUCCCCUCCAACGCAUCCUACGACCCCGACGUGCCCGCCGACGCGCCCAAGAACGAAAUCAUAAAGCCUAGCCGCAAGUCAUGGAAGGGCAAGGACAGCAAGGGCGGAUUGGGAGUCAGUCUCAAAACGACAAUGAACACCAUCGUCGACCUCUUCAGCGCACAGAUGUUCCUCUGGGGGCUAGUGCACUGCGAUCCGCAUCCCGGCAACAUCUUCGUCCGGCGCCUACCCAGCGGGCAACCAGAAGUCGUCCUCAUCGACCACGGAUUGUACAUCCGCAUGAACCCCCAAUUCCGCCAUCAAUACGCGCUGUUCUGGAAGAGUCUGCUCGCAUUCGAUAACAACACCAUCUCCGACAUCGUGACCUCCUGGGGCGUCAAUAACCCCGAUAUCUUCGCUUCGGCGACGCUGAUGCGCCCGUACCAAGGUGGCGACAAGAAGGUCAUUGAGGAGAUCAAGAAGGGCGUCCGUGGCAAGGACGCGGCAGAGAGAGCAUACGAUAUGCAGGUCAAGGGCCGCGAUGCUAUCAAGAGUAUUCUCGGGGAUAGUAAGAAGUGGCCCCAGGAGUUGAUUUUCAUCGGCCGCAAUCUGAGGAUCGUGCAGGGGAAUAAUCAGUUUCUGGGCAGCCCGGUGAACCGGGUCAAGAUUACGGGCAUGUGGGCGUCCAGGGCGCUGGCGGAGAGUAAAGAGUUGAGCACGGGGGAGCGGUGGAAGAACUGGGUUAAGCAUCUCAGGUUUAGAAUUGUGCUGUUGCUCAGCGAUGGUGUGUUCUUGUGGGCGAGGGUCAAGCAGGCUUUUGGUGCGGAGAGGGGUUUGGAAGAUAUCCUGGAAGACCAGAUGAAGACUAUGGCGAAGGACUUCGGUGUCGAGCUCAACCACGGAGUGUUCGAAGGAUAGAAAGGACCGCGAUGCAUGAUAUGUAUGUUUGCAGGUUUUCAGAGGGCUGUAGAUCAUGAAUGGACCCGUUCCUCCUUUGCAAGUAAGUCUCUACGUCUGUGUCAAAUAUCAUGAUAUAAGUAGCUGUAUCCGCAGUAGUUGUAGC
Messenger RNA from Didymella exigua CBS 183.55, 2256 nucleotides. Its product is annotated as ABC1-domain-containing protein. NCBI's taxonomy places the organism in Eukaryota, Fungi, Ascomycota, Dothideomycetes, Pleosporales, Didymellaceae. The record is from RefSeq and is a predicted model, not a curated record. Bases 99 to 2111 code for a protein of 670 amino acids. The transcript has a single exon.